AUGCUCUCGAAAAGUGCUUUCGUCUCUCGUAAACUUGUCGCUCAAGUUGGGGCCACAAGAUGGUUGUCUCGAAGUGUCCAAUCCAAGGCCAGGUCGUUUCAGCUCAACACCGGAGCUCGCAUUCCAGCAAUUGGACUGGGAACUUUUCAAGAUCCAGAUCAACAAGAAGAUGCAGUUGCAGGUGCCUUGCAAUUGGGAUAUCGCCACAUUGACGCAGCGAGAGUGUAUCGUUGACCGCCCACCACGUCUGAAACUGUAGCUGACAGGCUAAAGUUACGACACUGAGCUCCAAGUAGGCCGUGGUAUCAAGAAGAGCAAGGUCCCCAGAGAUGAGAUCUUCGUUACCACCAAGCUUUGGAGCAACUGUCAUCAUCCCGACGACGUCGAACCAGCCCUUGACGAGUCCUUGAGAGAUUUGCAGCUUGAUUAUAUUGAUCUGUUCUUGAUUCACUAUCCAUGCACAUUCAAACGCGGCCCAGUGCGCUUUCCUCGCGAAGAUGCCUCGGGAUACAUGAUCAUGGGAGACACAAGCUAUAUCGACACCUGGGGGGCCAUGGAAGAUCUUUUGAAGACCGGCAAAGUCAAGGCCAUCGGAAUGUCGAACUUCAGCAAAAGUGAAAUGCAGAAUGUGUUGAAGCACUGCAAGAUCGUGAGUAUUAGCGAUCUUCGAUCACGGGCAAUGCUAAGAUUAUCAGGCCCCAGCAGUCCAUCAGAUGGAGCUCCAUCCAUAUCUGGCCCAGCACUCUUUCGUGGAGUGGCACAAAGAGCAAGGCAUUCAGCUCAUCGCCUUCAGUCCGUUCGCGAAUCAGAACACGUUCUAUAAGCACGGACAGAGUAUGCCUCAGCUUCUGGACGACCCAGUGCGUGUGAUAACUCCUCCUGGUAUUCUGAAGAAGUGUUGACUUUUGUCAGGUCCUCCACGAGAUCGGAAAGAAGUAUUCCAAGUCGGCGGCCCAGGUGGUGCUGGCCUGGGGCAUCUCAAAAGGUCGCUGUGUAAGUCUUCAGGUUCUUCAUCUUGCUAGUAUCGGGCUGAUCUGGAUGUUCCCAGGUCAUCCCAAAGAGCACGAUCCCGUGGCAGCAGGAGGAGAAUCUGGCGGGCGACUUCGAGCUCGAAAAGGUCGACAUCGAGCGUAUCGAUGCUCUCGAUAAGCAGCUGCGGUUCAAUUUUAAGGAUUUGAAUUAUGGAUGGAAGUUGUAUAGCGAUCUCGAGGGUGUGUAA
This is a messenger RNA of Lecanosticta acicola, 1219 nucleotides long. The record is from the annotation of a GenBank genome assembly. NCBI's taxonomy places the organism in Eukaryota, Fungi, Ascomycota, Dothideomycetes, Mycosphaerellales, Mycosphaerellaceae.